AUGCACGUCAGCCGCUACAGCUGGCAUGACGACCUUACCAUAUCCAGAGAACAUCUUCGAAUUCAUUGUAUACUCUACGAACAAGAUCCCAUAUCUGACAUCGCCCCUUUCGUGUAUGCUACCGAUCUCUCGACUAACGGUACUCAUAUGAAAAAGAGCAACGCAGAAUGCACCGGCUCUCAAGGUCGAGGUGUCUUAAUGGGCAAGAAUGGCACUUUCCUUCUUGAUGACGGAGACGAACUUCAACUGUCUGAGACCGUCACCCUGAUAUAUCAUUCAUUUGGUACGGUCAGGAAGAGUGUGCUUACUCAAACACAGGAGCGCGAGAGGGCCAUUCUUUCGUCUCGGUAUCUUGUCACCGGCCGCUUGCUUGGCGAAGGUGGGUAUGGCAAGGUGCUCAUCGGCAUUGACCAGAAGACUCAACGCCAGCUUGCCUGCAAGAUUAUCAAUCUCGAAAAGCUCUACAAUCGACGCACAAUGGCUCAUCUCUACAUGCCUACGAGUGAGGAGCAGACGGGCUCGAGCCAGGCAAUCAAUCAGCUGCCUGACAACGUGCACAGCUGCUUUCGCGAGUUCGACAUCUUGAAGGACCUCAGUCAUCCCAACAUCGUCCACAUACAGAAGGUGUUCUGGAGCCAGAGCACAAUCUACAUGUUCCAAGAGCUUGUGACUGGCGGCGAUCUAUUUUCAUACAUCGAAUACAAGCACGGCAGAAUUUCAAGCAUCGAAUCGGCAGUCAUCAUUCGCCAGAUUCUAAAGGGUGUACAGUACCUGCAUGACCAGGACAUUGUGCACAGAGAUCUCAAGCCUGACAACAUUCUGAUGACGUCUCUUGACAGCGGAGCUCGCGUUGUGAUCACUGACUUCGGCAAUGCGCGUUUCCUACCAAACUUAAAGACCCAGGACGACUCCAGAAGCAACAAGCUGAAACGCAUGUUUUCGCUCGUGGGGACGCUGGAAUACACUGCACCUGAGAUUCACAAAGCAAACCAUGCCAUCCCGAGCCACUAUGGCUACUCUUUGAGUGUCGAUAUGUGGUCGAUCGGAUCGAUUACGGCAGCCAUACUCACUGGCGAACAAAUCUUCGGCUGCCGACAAAAUGAUUCAUUUGAGGAGGACCCUCGACGUGUCAUUAUCAAGCUUGCUGCACAAUGCGACCUCAGUAUCCUUGACGAUGAGUUUCAUCCUUUGUGGGGUCCAAUCGCUCAGGCCCCGAAAGACUUCAUCAAGCGUCUCCUUGUGUUGGAGGAAGAAGACCGCAUGUCCGCGUCCGAAGCUCUGGACCACAUCUGGUUCACGCACCCAUACAUGGCAGCGGAGUUCGAUGCGCAGUACGAGCGAUCCACUAGAGACUGGACUCCACGUCACAAGGACGACCAGCUCAUUGAACAAAUAUCGUUCUUCUUGAACCGAGUUGUAAGCGGGUCAAGGAGCAGACCAGGUGGUGUUACGGUUUCUCGCUUCUUUGGUCCGAAACUCACGCCGACACAAAUAACAGUGCCCGACCAGUAUCAACACAUGGAAGAGCAACAACCAGACGCUCAGCUUGCAAGUCAGCUUGCACCACUGUCGUACAAUAAUGCCUACACGAACAACGAAGGGCACAAUUAUAGCCAGGCGAACAGAGACCUUGCAUUCGAUGAGCGCUAUGACGUGGCGCUUGAUUGGAAUCCUGUUAAACAACAGACGUACGUCGAAUCUAGCAUCGGGAAUCCGCCGAUACCACAUUCAAAAGGCCAGGUACGACCGAACAAGCCUGCUGCUGGACAACUACAACGGGUUAGUACAUCAACACGGGGUAAGUAUUUCGAGAGGGAGAUUGUCGACCUAGAUGAUCUAGGAGCACCAAGCGAUGAGUUCAAUGAAGCCAUGGGUACGGCUCAACUGGAUCACAAUAUCAACGCAGCUUCCCACGGGAGACUCCGCCGGGAGAAUACCGUGCAGGUGCGCACGACUCCAUCUGCUGACGAUGAAGGACUUUAUGAUGUGAAUCGGUGGUGGCAUGAUCGCUACCCACAGACGCUGUUUUACUAUGAUACGCAAGCGGAGCCUGUCACACAGGAUGAGAACUCUGUCGUGGUGCAGGAGACCCCACCUGAGGUGUUCGCAAAGCCGUCACAACCAAGAGUUAGACAUGUCGCUAUAGAUGGAUGCUCGUUUGACCGGCAUCAUGACUAUUCACUGGCUGACGAAGCUCCAUCUGCUCACGAGACAAGCAAGCGAAGGAGGGUCUACGGCCGUCAACUUUGA
Molecule: messenger RNA, 2250 nt
Organism: Ascochyta rabiei
Lineage: Eukaryota; Fungi; Ascomycota; Dothideomycetes; Pleosporales; Didymellaceae
Product: Non-specific serine/threonine protein kinase
Exons: 1
Coding region: 1-2250 (749 amino acids)
Biological process (GO): meiotic recombination checkpoint signaling; protein phosphorylation
Cellular component (GO): nucleus; cytoplasm
Molecular function (GO): protein binding; protein serine/threonine kinase activity; ATP binding
Source: RefSeq, a predicted model, not a curated record